CCCUGUGGUGUGACUUACCUCCUCCGUUUCCACCUCUCGUGACCAUGGCUGGUCAUAACUUCUUGCCUCGCGGGAUGUGGGAUGUCCGCUCGUCCAGUGGCAAACCUAGAGCAAAUCAGACCUAUUCCGACGACCGCUUUCUCUCCCCCGCUUCACCUGCUGCUCCCAGCUCGUCCACCCCCCUUCCCGUUCCCUCGUCGUCUCCUAACCCGACCUCCCUCCCCUCACCCUCCGCUUCACCCGCCGCUCCCAGUUCCGCCAUCCUCCUUCCCGUUCCCGCCUCCGCUUUCCCCGCUUCCUCCCCCUCCCCCUCCGCUUUCCCCACCGCCUCCCCGUCCCCCUCCCCCUCAUCGUCCUCGCCAGCAAGGCAGGCUCAAGCCAUGCUUCUGAGAGACUUCGUCGAGCCUACGUGGAAGCUUCUUCCCGCGUCUCCUCACCUGAAUCCGAAUUCCGGCGGUUCAUCGUCCGAACUAAGGCUUAAUCCCAAAGAGGCUCGGCAACUCCGUGCCACCAUCAUUCAGGCAACCACCCGCUUCGUCGCCUCUUCUUCUCGCGUCAAGCCCUCUCAACUGCCGCUGCUCGUUUCUGCCUUCUUUGGGUCGUCCAACCUGGCUCUUGUAACCCCUGGCUAUGGCAGUCCGAGCCAGGCUAAACGAAGCCGUCCUCCUAACCCAUCUGCCCCUACGACUGCCGCUCGUUCUGCCGUGUCCGCUGCUGUUUCUGCUCCUGCUGCUUCUGUGUCCUCUCCGACUCCUGCCGAUGCUCUGCUUGCGCUGCUCCUAGCAGAGCAGCCCACAAGUAGAGGGAGUGGUGGAGGGUCCAUGACGGUGGAGUGCGGUGCUGCAGGGUGUGCAGAAGAUGCCGAAUGUGGUGCUGAAUGCAUUCGGGUGCUCACGAGACCUCCUGCCUCCACCAGAGAAGCCAAGCUGCAGCACUCCCUAGUCCCGCUUCUCCUGCACAUCGCCUCCCGCCUUGUGGCCGCCACAGCAAAUUCGCCCCACUAUUCAACCUCACCCAAGGCCCAUCAUCCCCAUCAACUAAUCACCCCUCAAACGCAAUCUCUGUUGUCUACUCAAGCCACUCAGCAGACGCAUCCUCUCCUUACCACCACUCAAGCGCAUCCUUUGUUUGCCACUCAGACGCAUCUGGGCUGUGCCUUCGACAGGUGCCGGCACGCUCUUGCCCGCCUCGCCUCUGUACUAGGCCCCCUGCAGUGCUGCCAGCAGCUCCUGCCGCUGCAGGCCACGAUGGUUGAUGCUGAUGCUGCUGGUGCUGCCGCUGCUGUUGGUGCAGCUUCUGCUGCCUGUUCUCCUGCUACUGCUCUGUCCGCUGCUGCUUCUGUUGCUGGUAAUUCCACUGCUGCACGUGGGUCUGAUUCCGCUGCUGCUGCUUCUGCUGCGACCACUGCAGCUGCUGCAGUUGAGUCGCUUUCCCUCCUGCUGCUUCAAUGCCUGCAGCGCGCAACAGCUGCUGUUGAAAAUUUCCACUCUCAAUCUGCACUGGUAAUGCUGCCAUCGGGCAUACCGCCACCUUUUUCCACGCUAGAAGGCUCAGCAGCAAAAGUAGAAGCAGAGGCAUCAUGGGUUGGAGAAGCAGCAGAAGGAAUAGGGCGAGUAAGAGCAGACGACGGCCAGAUUCUACUAGGGGAAGAGCGUCUUGAGAAUUCUCAGCAGAGACUGCAUGAGACAGCCCCUUUUUGCAUGUCCACCAAGGAUGCCUGUGCGCUUCUCUCCUCUCUCUCCUCCUCGCUCCCCGAGACAGACGUUGCUGUUCUCUCCUCCUGGCUGCCUGCUUUCUUCCUCCUGCUGCUACUCCCCUCCAAGCCUGUCUCCUUGAGUAUGAAAGAGCAAGCGUUGGAAUCACAGCAGCAACAAAGGCAUUGCUCGCAGCCGCCGCAGCCGUCACCACAGCAGCAGCACCAGCAGCAGCAGCAGCAGCACCAGCAGCAGCAGCACCAGCAGCAGCAGCACCAGCAGCAGCCAUAUUCUGUGCCAUCGCUGUUGCACCAUGCUACACCGCUGGUACCAACUGCAAAAGCAACUGCUGCGCAAUCAUCAUCAUCACUGCUGCAUUCUGGGUCAUUACGACAGGCUGCUCGGCGAUCAUUGCACCCUAGAGUGCCAUCAUUAACGUCUGCAGAGCCAUCAUUGCCAUCCGCAGUGCCAUCAUUGCCAUCCGCAGUGCCAUCAUUGCCAUCCGCAGUGCCAUCAUUGCCAUCGGCAGUGCCAUCAUUGCCAUCCGCAGUGCCACCACUGCCAUCACUAUCCCCUGCACAGCCAUUGGUAAGACAAGUAGAGAGGGGAAGGAGGGGGCCAAGGGAAGCAGACUGGGAUGGGUUUGCCGUGCCAGACGGAGUCCCUUCUUCCUCUAAUGCAGUGCCGGAUGGAGUGCCGGAUGGAGCGCCGGACGGAGUCCCUUCUUCUCCCAAAGCUCGCAGAAGAAGCAGAAAGAGGCACAAGGCUGCUGUGGAUGCAGGUCAGCUGCCUUCAGAUGCUUUUGCAGUACCUUCAAGUGGCCCUCAAACGCCUUCAGGUGCUUUUCAGGUGCCAUCAGGUGGUGGAAGGUUCUCUGGUUCCAAGUCCAGACGGAGUCAGGUUCGCUCGGCGGGAAGAUCAGCUGCUGACGUGGAAGUUCCAGCGCAUCACUGUGCUGAUGUGGCAAAUCCCAUGCAUCAUGCAGCAGAUUUGGCAUCUCCUGAUUGGCCUGUUUCGCAGCCCGGUGGCGCUAGAGCAAGCGCCUCUGGUUGGCAGAAGGUGGUAACUGGUAGCGUGUCAGCAGCAGCAACUCCUGCAGCAGCACGACCUGCCGCAGCAGUACAUGGAGCAGCAGAAGGAACAGCAACAGCAGCAGCAGCAGCAGGAGAAGGAACAAAAGCAGCAGCAGCAGCGGUAGCAACAGCGCCAGAAGCAGGAUCAUCACCAGUACGGAAAACAGGGGCUGUUCCCCCAGCAUCAGCAGCAUCAGUAGCAUCACGAACGGUUCUGCUGAGACCCUCCCCUCUCCAUUCCCAUUCACAUGGCGUCCUACCUCUCUUCCCGCGACACCCUCCCUCUUUGACCCACUUCUCCCCUCUCCUCGCCUCCUGCUCCGCCCUUCUCACCACUCUCCACACCUGCAUCCUCUCCAUGUUCCCACCCCACCGCAUUCCACCGCACGGGUUCUCGCUGUCCUGGCCCUUUGAGCCCCCGCUUUCUGACGAAGCUUCUGGGAAGCUCCUGCGGGAUAAAUCACAGUUUGACCAGCUGAAUCAACUGCUUGGAGCGCUGCAUUCGGCUUCCCUGGCUGCUGCUGCUGCUGCUGCUGAUGCUGCUGCUGCUGGUGCUCGUGGUGCUUGUGGAGCUGGUGGUGCUGCUGGUGCAGGUGCUGGUGCUGGUGCUGGUGCUGGUGCUGGUGCUGGUGCUGGCGCUGGUGUCGCCAUUGGUAGUAAUGAUAGAGAUGGUGAUGGUGCGGUGGUGAUGUUGGUGGUGCUCGUGCGGCUGAUACGGAAGCAGCUGCUGAUGUCGCCUCUCCCGCCUUCUCCCCUCCACUCCUCGUUCUCCCAUCAGUUCCUCUCCUUCGCCCUCCACCACCGCCCCUCCCUCAGCCUUCUCUUCUCAGCCUCCCUUGCCCAAUGCUCCUCCUCCUCUCUCCACCCUUCCUUCAACCCCACUCGUCCCCUCACCCAUACCGCACCGACUGGAGGGAAGAAUGGCAAGAACAGGGGCUUGCCGUGUACUGCCAGGGAGGGCGUGUUGAGUCUUGAGACGUCUCAGCACAGAGCCAUGCCGUUUACAGCCUGGGAGGGCCAGUUGAUACAUGGCGGCAGCUCCAUGCCUUUAGCAUGGAUGCUACAGCUGAAAAGCCAGGCGUUUCCUUCUUCCUGCUCCUGCUACCGUAACACCAGCACUCGCAGCACCAGUAGUGGCUUUGACAGUGGCACUGGCGGUGGUUGUGCACAUGGUAUCAGAGACAGGAGUGGCAGUCGCUGCACGUAUUGCAAGGGGGACAGCAGUGGGAGCAGGGACAGCAGGGACAGCAGUGACAGUAGUGGGAGUGAGCUGCUGAGUGUGGAGGGCAAGAGGAGCUGGGUGCAGUGGUGCUGCCACCUCCCCGGGAUGAUUACCGAGACAAGGAGUUCAUUCAGAUAGAGCGGGGUCCGUUGGCCCUUCACCAGGCCUUCGUUCAGAUCCUCUCUGCCGACCCAACAGCCCUCCGAACCGGAGGCUUGGACGUCCGGUUCACAGGCGAGGGUGGCGCGGCAGGUCCGGGAGUGCUUCGGGAGUUCUUCGCCUUCGUUCGGGCGCACCUCUUCGACCCAAACCUGGGCCUCUUCCGACCCGUACCUCACGACCCGAGCCGGUAUUCCCUCUCCCUGGCGUCCCGAGCCAACCCUGCCGAAGCUAAAGAGUACCUUCGGUUCGCCGGGCGUAUCCUGGCUCUUGCGUUGGCCCAUCAGGUUCCGUUGGGGGUGAAGCUGUCUCGGUCUCUCUUUGCCCUCCUCGCCUCUCGCUCGCCCUCUCUGGCCGACGCUGCUGAUGAUGAUCCACAGCUGGUUGCUAGCUGUAGGUCUCUGCUGGCUAUGGCAGAAAAGGAGACUGCAGGAAGAGAAAAACGAGGAGGAGAAGGAGGAGGAGUAGCUGGUAAGGCAGGAGGAGGUGCAGGACAAGGAGGAGGAGGGGAAGUGCAGGCACUGUGUCUCACCUUUGUGGCUGCGGUUGAGGAUCCGAUGGGGGGCCCGCCGAUCGAGGCAGAGCUCGUGCCAGGUGGCGGCGAGAGAGUGGUCUGCGCGGAUGACGUGGCGAAGUUUGUGCAGCGGCUGGUGCAGUUCCGAGUGUGUGGGGUGGUGGAGGAGGAAGGGAGGCGCUGAGGAGAGGCAUGGAGGAGAUAUUAGGGAGAGGGGGCGGGGGUAAUGUGAAGUUGGAGGAAGCGGCGGAAGGGAGGGAGGUAGUACAGGUAGAGUGCGCCCUGGUGGUGGUGGUGGUGGUGAGUCAGGUGGCUGUGGGUGUGGUGGUGAUGGACUCCCUUGUGGCCAUACAGAUGGUGAUUUGGACGGUGGUGAUUCUAUUGAAGGCGUAACUUUGGCGGCUAUGCUCGCCCCGCUUUCAUGUGACGACCUCAAUCUGCUUCUCCAUGGGGAGGACCGCCACGUGGCAGUGUCUGAUUGGCAGGCGCACACGAAAUAUCAUGGAUAUUGCCAAAACGACCCACAGGUUUCAUGGUUCUGGGAAGUUGUGGAGUCGCUUACGGGCGAGCAGCGGAAGUCGUUGCUCUUUUUUGCAACUGCUGUUUCCAACCUGCCAGUGAACGGAUUCAAUGGGUUGGCAUUAGGGUUUCAUCUGCAUCGGGCAGAUGUGGAUCUUUCUCGUCUGCCCACGGCUCAUACGUGCUUUCACCAGUUUCUCCUACCGCCAUAUGAGAGUUUUGAGAUGAUGCGCGUGCGUUUGCUCACUCUCGUGAGCUCGUCAUACAUUGUACAUAGCUUUGGAUUUGCAUAACACAUCGUGAUCCGCAUGCUGGCCCAUGGUUUGCUGUAGGUUUUAGCGUUUCACUUAGAGAUUCGUUACACAUGACGAUAUGAGUUCAAAAUAGGGCGUUGUGCAGU
Closterium sp. NIES-67 is the source of this 5581-nucleotide messenger RNA. The record is from the annotation of a GenBank genome assembly. NCBI's taxonomy places the organism in Eukaryota, Viridiplantae, Streptophyta, Zygnematophyceae, Desmidiales, Closteriaceae.